This is a messenger RNA of Funneliformis geosporum, 282 nucleotides long. The record is from the annotation of a GenBank genome assembly. NCBI's taxonomy places the organism in Eukaryota, Fungi, Glomeromycota, Glomeromycetes, Glomerales, Glomeraceae.
AUGAACACUUUUUAUAGAAAAGCGGGAAACUCAAAAUCUCCAAUCUUUCUUCACGAAUUAGCCUGUGGGACUACUAUAACAGGAAAAAACAACCUUAAUCUUAUUGCUGAAUUCAUAUCAAAGAAAGAGUUUGGGAUAAAAUAUGGGGAUACUGAUUCUUUAAGUGUACUGGACCAAAAUGGUCAAAAUUAUUAUGGAUGUGAUGAAAAAGUUGUACAAUUAGUAAAUGCUUAUCUUAGGAUAAAAAGUAGAACAUCUUAUCUAAAGAUGGCAUACGAAAAG